GAAAUCAUUGAUCGAUUGAUUGCAUCAAAAGUUUUUCAAAACUAAACUAAAAACUAAAUAAAAAAUUAUUAUUAAAACAGAAAAUUAAAAAUAAAAAGUUUUUUGUUUUAUAAUCCAAUCAAUUGAUCCGCAAAUUAGAGAUUUUAAGAGAAAGAGAGAGAGAGAGAGACCAGUAGUUUGUGUGGUGUUGUUAUAGUCAUCGGCAUAUAGCCGAUAGUGUCCGCACGUGGAAACAGUACUACCGAUAAUAUGAUUGCCGAAAUCGAGGACAAUUCGGAAGAGUUGGACCAAUUGGUCGAUGAAGAGGACGAUGAAGACAACAACAACCAUAACAACAGUCAUCAUCACAACCAUAACAACGGACACCAACACCACAACAACAACGGCGUCGGCGUCGGAGGUGUCGAUGAAGACGACGAUAUGGAAGAGGAAGAAGAAGAAGAAGAUGACGACAAAGAAGUGAUCGGUAUUAGCGACGAUAACGACGAAUCGGACGACGGCUGCGGCGGCGUUGGUGUUGGCGGUGACGGCGGCGGAGAUACCGCCAAUGUAUGCGAGUUAGACCAGUCAAACCAGUUGACAGUAGUGCCGACCAAUAGUCUGAUGUCCGAUUCGGCCGACGGCAGUAACGACGAUAGCCGGCAUAAUAUGAUGGUCGGAGGCGAUGGUGGCGGCAGUAGUGGUAGUGGUAUAGGCGGAAGUAUCGGCGGCGGCAUCGACGACAAUAUGGGCCAAACGCAUAGCGUUAAGAUUGUUAAGGUAGUACCGUUACCGCACGCCCGAUCGGAAGUUUGGUCGUAUUUCGGUUUUAUUGCCGACGAUGACGGCGAAAUACAGGACAAAAAGAAGGCCAUCUGCAAGAUAUGCGCCUCAACGCUGGCCUAUUCGGGUAAUACAACCAAUUUGUUUACCCAUUUGAAGGCCAUGCAUCCGGAAGCCCAGCCCCAGAAACUGGCGCCGACUAAUCGUACGCCGCGUACGGGCAAAAAGUUUGGUAACAAACGUAAGUCGGAUGUAUUGGACGGCGCCGGCAGUGGUCAGCUAAUUGUACGGGCGAUACACUAUUCAUCGUCGCCGCACACCAACAACAACAACAACAGUAGCGACCAUCAUAUGUAUAGUGAUGACAAUGACCACCAAUCGGGAGGCGGCGGCGGUCAUCAUCAUCUGACACUACUAAACCAUAAUCAUCAUCACAACCACCACCAGAAACCGCAUCACAAAUCACAGCAAACAACUGUAUCGUUGUAUAACAACUCGACCGACAACUCGUCAUCGGCAUCGACAACAACAACGACUAACCAUAACCACCAUAUGAUUACUAGCGAUGAUAUAACGGCAUCGUUGGUCAAUUGGUUGGUGAAAGAUUGUCGGCCGAUAUGCGUUGUUGAGGGUAAAGGGUUUGUCGAAAUGCUACGGCAAUUGGUACCGGGAUAUCAGGUACCGGAUACUAAACGAUUGACCAAUCAGGUGAAGAAAAAGUACGAUGAAGUUCGCCGGGAACUCAUAUUGAAGGCCAUGCAGGACGAGUAGGUUGUUUACCAGUCUAGUUGUGAUGGGAUGGGAUGGUUGGAUGGCUACUACUACUACUACCACUAUUUGUACCUAACGGUGCUAAUCAAACCAAACAAACAAAUAACUACCAGAUCUACCGUUAAUUGGUUUACUGAUUGCCAAUCGGGAACCGUUAGGUUUUUUUUUACCACCGCAUUAAUCGUGUGAUUUUGUUGUUGUUGUUGUUGUUAUCGAUGAUAAUCAUUGUCUGUAUAUAUAUAUAAUACUGUAAAUAAUGAAUUACCUACCGAUCCUCUCAUGUUGU
Molecule: messenger RNA, 1819 nt
Organism: Oppia nitens
Lineage: Eukaryota; Metazoa; Arthropoda; Arachnida; Sarcoptiformes; Oppiidae
Product: probable serine/threonine-protein kinase DDB_G0271402
Exons: 3
Coding region: 250-1533 (427 amino acids)
Molecular function (GO): DNA binding
Source: RefSeq, a predicted model, not a curated record